AUGCUGCUCCCUGUCUUUUUUGGGAUGGUCUGGGCACUGGCUAAUGGGCGGUGGUGUGAAUGGACGGAGACGAUCCAUGUGGAAGAGGAAGUGGCUCCUCGCCAGGAGGACCUGGUACCUUGCACCAGUCUCUACCACUACAAUCGCCUCGGCUGGCGACUGGCCCGGCCCCGGAGCGGCCACACAGGACUCUGUCCCAUCUACAAGCCCCCGGAAACCCGGCCUACCACGUGGAACCGCACAGUGAGGGCAUGCUGCCCAGGCUGGGGUGGCACCCAGUGUACUGAGGCCACCACGGUCGUUGCCAAAGCCAGCAUUGUCAGCCACUGCUUUGCCACCUGGCAUUGCCAGCUGCAGGCAGGCUCAGCGAAUGCUUCAGCAGGCAGCCUGGAAGAGUGUUGUGCCCAGCCCUGGGGACACAGCUGGUGGAACGGCAGCUCCCAGACCUGCCUCAGCUGCUCCAGCCUGUACCUCCCAGGCAACACCUCCUCCCGUGCCCUCCUGCAGCCCCUGGCAGGGGCCGUGGGCCAACUCUGGAGCCAGCACCAGCGUCCCUCAGCCACCUGCAGCACCUGGUCAGGCUUCCACUUCCAUACCUUUGAUGGGCGCCACUACCACUUCCUGGGCCACUGCACGUAUCUGCUGGCAGGCAUGACUGAUUCCAGCUGGGCUGUCCACCUGAGACCUGGGGGCCACUGUCGCCAGCCUGGGCCUUGUCAGCUGGUCCGUGUGGCAAUGGGCCCCGAGGAGGUGCUGAUCCAGGGUGGCAGUGUCUCUGUGGAUGGGCAGGUUGUCCCCGAGGGGGAGUCUCGGCUGCUCCAUGGGUUGAGCCUGCAGUGGCAGGGGGACUGGCUGGUGCUGGCAGGAGGUCUGGGGGUCGUGGUGCGACUGGACAAGUCCAGCAUGGUCUCCAUCUCGGUGGACCACGAGCUCUGGGGACACACACAGGGCCUCUGUGGGCUCUACAACGGCCAGCCUGAAGAUGACUUUGUGGAGCCAGGCGGGGGACUGGCCCUGUUGGCGGCUACCUUCGGCAAUUCCUGGAAGCUCCCGGACUCCGAGCCUGGGUGUCUAGAUGCAGUGGAGGCAUCCCAGGGCUGUGAAGGCCCCCUGAGGGACGCGGAGGCAAGCGUGGACCCUGGGCAGCUGCAUGCUGAAGCCCAGGACUUGUGUCAUCCGUUGCUGGACAGUCCGUUCUGGCAGUGCCAUGUCCAGGUUCCCCCAGAUGAGUACCACGAAGCCUGCCUCUUUGCCUACUGCGCAGGGGCCGCGGAGGACAGCGAUCGCGAGGGGCGGCGGGAGGCUGUGUGUGCCACCUUCACUGCCUACGCCCAGGCCUGUGCAAAGCAGCGUGUUUAUGUACACUGGAGGCAGCCCGGCUUCUGUGAGCGCCUGUGCCCUGGAGGCCAGAUCUACUCGGACUGUGUCUCCUCGUGCCCGCGCAGCUGCUCAGCAGUGGGCGAGGCCGAGGAGGGGUCCUGCCGAGAAGAGUGUGUGAGCGGCUGUGAGUGCCCAGCCGGCCUCUUCUGGGAUGGUGCCCUCUGUGUGCCUGCUGCCCGCUGCCCCUGCUACCAUCGGCGCCAGCGCUAUGGCCCUGGUGAUACUGUGCGCCAGCUGUGUAACCUGUGUGUGUGCCAGGAUGGCCUCUGGCACUGUGCCCAGGCUCGGUGCCCUGCUGAGUGUGCAGUGGGCGGGGAUGGCCACUACCUCACCUUGGAUGGGCGGAGCUUCUCUUUCCAAGGUGGCCUGGGGUGCCACUACCACCUGGUGCACGACUAUGUGAAGGGGCGGAUGCUGGUGACGCUUGAGCACGGGGCCUGUGACUCGGGGAGCUGCCUUCACGCCCUGUCUGUCUCUCUGGGGGACCUCCGGGUCCAGCUCAGGGACUCAGGAGCUGUGCUGGUUGAUGGGCAAGAUGUGCCCUUGCCCUGGAUGGGUGCCCAGGGGCUCAGCGUCUCUCAUGCCUCCUCCACCUUCUUGCUGCUGCGCUGGCCCGGGGUUCAAAUCCUGUGGGGAGUAGGCGACCCGGCAGCCUACAUCACCCUGGACCCCCGCCUUGCCCAUCAGGUGCAGGGGCUGUGUGGCACCUUCACCUGGAACCAGCAGGAUGACUUCCUGACCCCUGCGGGGGAUGUGGAAACCAGCAUUGCUGCCUUCGUUAGCAAGUUCCAGGUGCCUGGCAAGGCAGGGUGCUCCCCAGGGGACACUGCCCUCCUUUCCCCCUGCAGCGUCCACUCCCAGCGUCAUGCUUUUGCGGAGGCGGCCUGUGCCAUCCUGCAAGGCCCACCCUUUCAGGAGUGCCACGGGCUAGUGGACAGGGAGUCAUUUCAGCUGCGCUGCUUGGCAGCCGUGUGUGGCUGUGCCCCUGGCAGGGACUGCCUGUGUCCGGUGCUUUCUGCCUAUGCGCGCCGCUGUGCCCAGGAGGGUGCCCCUGCUCUCUGGAGGAACCAAACCCUAUGCCCUGUACUGUGUCCUGCAGGCCAAGAGUACCAGGAGUGUGCCCCAACGUGUGGCUUGCACUGCGGCCAGCCAGCAGACUGUGGGGAGCUGGGGGGUUGCGUGGCUGGUUGUAACUGCCCCCCAGGGCUACUGUGGGACCCUGAGGGCCAGUGUGUGCCCCCCAGCCUGUGCUCCUGCCAGCUUGGAGCCCACCGCUAUGCACCUGGAAGUGUCACCACGAAGGACUGCAACUACUGCAUAUGCCAGGACAGGGGCAUCUGGAACUGCACAGCUCGUCACUGCCCCCCUCAGAGGGCCAUCUGUCCCCCAACGCUGGUCUAUGCUCCUGGUGCCUGCCUCCUCACAUGUGACAGCCCCAGCGCCAACCACUCCUGCCCUGUGGGCAGCUCGGCCAGCUGUGUGUGUCCCCCAGGCACUGUGCUGCUGGAUGACCGCUGCGUGCCUCCCGAUCUCUGUCCUUGCCGGCACAGUGGGCAGUGGUACCCACCCAAUGCCACCAUCCGGGAGGACUGCAAUGUUUGUGUGUGCCGGGGCCGGCAGUGGCACUGCACGGGGCAUCGGUGCAGUGGGCGGUGCCAGGCCUCUGGCGCCCCUCACUAUGUGACCUUCGAUGGACUGGCCCUCACCUUCCCCGGGGCCUGUGAGUACCUGCUGGUGAGAGAGGCCAGUGGCCGCUUCAGCAUCUCUGCCCAGAACCUGCCCUGUGGGACCAGUGGCCUCACCUGCACCAAGUCCCUGACUGUGCGGCUGGAGAGCAUCAUUGUGCACCUGCUCCGAGGCCGGGCAGUGACGGUGAAUGGGGUGAACGUAACACCCCCCAAGACCUACACAGGUCCUGGGCUGAGCCUGCGCCGGGCCGGCCUCUUCCUGCUGCUGUCAGCCCGUCUGGGCCUUACCCUGCUCUGGGAUGGAGGCACCCGGGUCCUGGUGCAGCUGUCUCCCCAGUUCCGAGGGCGCGUGUCCGGAUUGUGCGGAGACUUUGAUGGGGAUGCCGGUAAUGACCUGCGGAGCCGCCAGGGAGUGCUGGAACCCACAGCUGAGCUGGCCGCCCACUCCUGGCGCCUCAGUCCCCUGUGUCCCGAACCAGGAGAGAUCCCACACCCCUGCACGGUGAAUGCCCACCGUGCCGCCUGGGCUGAGGCCCGCUGCGGGGUGCUGCUGCAGCAGCUUUUCGCCCCCUGCCAUUCGGAGGUGGCACCACAGCAGUACUAUGAGUGGUGUGUUUACGACGCCUGCGGCUGUGAUUCUGGAGGCGAUUGCGAAUGCCUCUGUUCCGCAAUUGCCACUUACGCAGACGAAUGUGCGCGGCGCGGCCACCACGUGCGCUGGCGCAGUCAGGAGCUGUGUGCGCUACAAUGUGAAGGUGGACAGGUGUAUGAAGCCUGUGGCCCCACAUGUCCCGCAACCUGCCAUGGUCACCAGCCCAAGUCUGAGUGGCAGUGCCAGGCAGUCACCUGCGUGGAGGGCUGCUUCUGUCCAGAGGGGACCCUGCUGCAUGGAGGAAGCUGCGUGGAGCCAGCUGCCUGUCCCUGUGAGUGGGGCGACAGCUCCUUCCCUCCAGGGACCGUGCUGCAGAAGGACUGUGGGAAUUGCACCUGCCAGGAGAGCCAGUGGCACUGUGGAGGUGACGGUGCCCGCUGUGAGGAGCCGAUGCCUGGCUGUGCAGAGGGUGAGGCUCCGUGCCGGGACAGUGGGCACUGUGUGCCCUAUGAAUGGCUUUGUGACAACCAGGACGACUGCGGUGAUGGGUCUGAUGAGGAGGGCUGUGCCACCCCAGGCUGUACCGAGGGCCAGGUGACCUGUAGCUCUGGCCACUGCCUGCCCCUGACCUUGCUCUGCGACGGGCAGGAUGACUGUGGAGAUGGCACAGACGAGCGAGGUUGCCCAUGUCCCCCAGACUCACUGGCCUGUGCUGAUGGGCGCUGCUUGCCCCCCAUGCUGCUCUGUGAUGGGCACCCUGACUGCCCGGAUGCCGCUGAUGAAGAGUCAUGUCUAGGGCAAGGGGACUGCCUGCCCGGAGAGGUGUCCUGUGCCGAUGGCAUCUGCGUGCCAACCUUCCAGCUGUGUGAUGGAGUCUGGGACUGCUCGGAUGGAGCUGAUGAGGGGCCUGGGCACUGCCCCCUGCCCUCCCUGCCCAUACCCCUUCCUGGCACCUUGUCUGGCCCCUCCACUUUGGCCACUAUGUUAAGUCCCUUGGCCAGCAGCAGCCCUGCACCACCUUGCGGCCCCUGGGAGUUCCCGUGCAGCAGCGGCGAGUGCACCCCACGGGGCUGGCGCUGCGACCAGGAAGAGGACUGCGCUGAUGGCAGCGACGAGCUGGACUGCGGCCGGCCCUGCGCGCCACAGCACGUGCCAUGUACCCACGGCUUUCACUGCGUGGCCCUGGGGCAGCUGUGCGACGGCGUGCCGCAGUGUCCCGAUGGCUCGGAUGAGGGCCCUGCAGCCUGCGCGGCACUGCCAGCCCUUGGAGGCCCCAACAGGACAGGGGUCCCCUGCCCAGAAUAUGCCUGUCCUAAUGGCUCCUGCAUUGGUUUCCAGCUGGUGUGUGAUGGGCAGCCUGACUGUGCCUCGCCAGAAGAAGCGGGGCUCUCUCCAGAAGAGCAAGGAUGUGGGGCCUGGAGUCCCUGGGGCCCCUGGGGGCCAUGCAGUGAGACCUGUGGGCCUGGAGUGCAGGACCGAAGCCGCCACUGCUCCCUGCCCGGGGUCCCCGUGUUGCAGCAUUGCCCAGGCCCUGAGCACCAGUCUCAGGCCUGCUUCACUGUGGCCUGCCCAGUGGACGGCAAAUGGAGCUCCUGGUCCCCCUGGUCUGUGUGCUCUGCCCCAUGCCGAGGCACUGUGACACGGCAGCGGCAGUGCCACCCACCCCAGAAUGGAGGUCAGCCCUGUGCUCUGCUCCCCGGGGACCCACACAGCACCCGCCAGACCAAGCCCUGCUCCCAGGAGGGCUGCCCCAAUGCCACCUGCUCCGGGGAGCUGGUGUUCUGGCCCUGUGCCCCCUGCCCUCUGACCUGCGAUGACCUCUCCGGCCAGGCCAAAUGCCCACCUGACCCAUCCUGCAGCAGCCCAGGCUGCUGGUGCCCAAAAGGGCAGGUGAUGGACCCUGAAGGACAAUGCAUGUGGCCGUGGCAGUGCCCCUGCCUAGUGGAUGGUGCCCUCUACUGGCCUGGGCAGCGCAUCAAGGCCAACUGCCAACUCUGUGUGUGCCAGGAUGGGAGGCCCCAACGCUGCCGGCCCAACCCGAACUGUGCAGUGAACUGUGGCUGGUCAUCCUGGUCCCACUGGGCUGAGUGCCUGGGUCCCUGUGGGAGCCAGAGCAUCCAGUGGUCCUUUCGAAGCUCCACCAACCCCCGCCCCUCAGGUCGGGGUCAGCAGUGCCGUGGCAUCCACCGCAAGGCCCGCAGGUGCCAGACAGAGCCCUGUGAGGGCUGUGAGCAGAGGGGCCAGGUCCACCGUGUCGGGGAGCGCUGGCGCGGGGGCCCCUGCCUGGUGUGCCAAUGUCUGCACAACCGGACCACACACUGCUCCACGUACUGCCCGCUGGGCAGCUGCCCUGAGGGCUGGGUCCUGGUGGAAGGCAUGGGAGAAUUGUGCUGCCACUGUGCCCUGCCUGGGCAGAACCACACACUGUCCCCCAUGGCCACUCCUGUACCAGCUCCAGCGCCCAGUGCCCAGAUCGGAGCCCCUCUGACCACCUAUGCUCUGCCUUCACCAGGCGAUCCCUGCUAUCUGCCCCUGCACUUGGCCCCAGCACCCAAGGCAAGCUUGCACACAUCGCCCCAACCAUCAGAGCACCCACCCUGGGCUGCCCUCCUGAGUGUUCCCACCAAGGGCCCCAGCACUCAGGGGCAGAGCCAUGAAGAGGAUACGUCCAGUGAGUGGCUCACUCGGCCGCCCUACUUGCAGCUGGACCUGCUGCAGCCCCGAAACCUCACUGGCAUCAUCAUACCGGGGGCUGGGCCCUCCAAUGCUGCUGCCUCCAGCUUCUCACUCCAGCUGAGCAGCGAUGGUCUACACUGGCAUGCUUACCGUGACAUCCUGCCGGGCACCCUGCCCUCGCCCAAGCUUCUCCCUAGGGGUUGGGGCAAUGAGGCCCCCGAGGUGUGGACAUUUGGCCGGAUGGUGCAGGCGAGGUCCAUCCGAGUGUGGCCCCACCAUGUGCCCCACAGCACAAUCUGGCGCAGCAACUUCCUGCGGGCUGAGCUGCUGGGCUGUGAGCCAGGUAUGGGCCGUGCUCCUGUGUGCAGGGCCCCCACCCUGCUGUGUGAGGAGUGUGUCCUAGUGGGAGGUCUGUGUGAUGAUGUUGCAGACUGCACAGACAGCUCUGAUGAGGAAGGCUGUAGGUCCCUGCCAGCGGACCCUGGAAGAGUCCAUUCUACAGCCAAGACCCCAAGUCUUGCCACCCAGCAGGAACAACAGCCAUUUCAGCUGCAGCCCGAGGAGGGGCUGGCAGAACCGGACCGCUGGCAUCUCCAGCAGGGGUCGCUCGUGACCCCCACAGAGGCCACAGUGAGCUCCGUCCCAGCCUCCAAAGCUGCUCAUCCCAGUUCUAAGGAGUCCAUGCCAGUGGGGACCACCACCGCCACACCCCAGACCAAGGCCAAGACCCCACGACCUGUGAUGGCUGCCGUGUCUGCGCUUUCUCAGCACCCAGCACCUCCCAGGACCCCAGCUGGCCAGAGCAGGGAGCCAGCCCCCUUCCCGCCCACACGGUGUGGUCCCAGCCAGAUGUCCUGUGCCAUCCUGGGCUGUGUGGAGCAGGAGCAGCUGUGUGAUGGGAGGGAGGACUGCCUGGACGGCUCUGAUGAGAGGCACUGUGCAAGCCCCCCACCCUUCACAGUGCCCACCAGGGCCCUACCAGGCCUGCCAGCCUCGCAUGCCCUCUGCUCCCCGAGCCAGCUGAGCUGUGGCAGUGGAGAGUGCCUGCCCCUGUGGCGGCGGUGUGACCUCCAGCCCGACUGCCAGGAUGGCUCUGAUGAAGACGGCUGUGUGGACUGUGUGCUAGCUCCCUGGUCCAGCUGGAGCAGCUGCAGCCACAGCUGUGGCCUGGGCCUCACUUUCCAGCGCCGGGAGCUGCUGCGGCCUCCGCUGUCUGGGGGCGGCUGUCCACUGAACCAGCUCCGCAGCCAGUCCUGCUUUGUGCAGGCCUGCCCAGUGGACGGCACAUGGACUGAGUGGGAGGCCUGGGGACCCUGCAGCGUGUCCUGUGGGGGUGGCCACCAGAUUCGCUGGAGAAGCUGUGUGGAUCCCCCGCCCAAGAAUGGCGGUGCCCCCUGCCUGGGGGCCUCCCAGGAAAGGGUGCCCUGCAGCUUGCAACCCUGCAUGGGUGGCACAGACUGUGGGCCAGGCCGUGUGUAUGUGAGUGCCGACCAAUGCCAGCAGGGCCUGGUGCCCCCGUGUCCCCCAUCCUGCCUGGAUCCCGAGGCCAACAACAACUGCAGUGGGCACUGUGUGGAGGGUUGCCGCUGCCCUCCUGGGCUCCUCCUCCUGGACAGCCGCUGCCUGCCUCUGUCUGAGUGCCCUUGCCUCGUGGGCGAGGAACUGAGGCCGUCGGGGGUGUCCUUUGUCCUGGACAACUGCAGCCACUGCGUAUGUGAGAAGGGGGCACUUCUGUGCGAACCAGGGGGCUGUCCCCAGUCAUGUGGCUGGUCAGCCUGGUCUUCAUGGGCUCCCUGUGACCGCUCCUGUGGCUCUGGAGUGAGGGUCAGGUUCAGGUCACCCUCCAACCCUCCUGCAGCUCACGGGGGUGCCCCUUGUGAAGGUGACACGCAGGAACUACAGGCUUGCCAUGCCGAGUGUGGGGCAGAGGCACCGGGUUGGGCUCCCUGGACACCCUGGACCUCCUGCUCCCAGAGCUGCCUGACCCCUGGAGGGGACCCAGGCUUGCGCAGCCGUUUCCGGCUCUGUCCCAGCCAUGAAGCCGGGACCUGCCUGGGAGAGGCCACCCAGGAGGAACCCUGCAGCCCCCCUGUGUGCCCAGCACCCAGUGGUUGGGGUCUGUGGGCUGCCUGGACUGCCUGUUCGGCCCCCUGCAAUGGAGGGAUCCAGACCCGUGGGCGGAACUGCUCUAGCUCAGCUCCCGGGGACCCAGCCUGCCAGGGUCCCCACAGUCAGACCAGGGACUGCCACACGCAACCCUGCACAGGCCAGUGCCCGGAGGGCAUGGUGUUCCAUUCGGAGGAGCAGUGUCUCCAGGAGGGUGGGCCGUGCUCUCAUCUCUGCCUGGCGCAGGGCACUGGAGUGGAGUGCACGGGUUCCUGUGGCCCUGGCUGCGCCUGCCCCCCUGGCCUCUUCCUGCACAAUGCCAGUUGCCUGCCCCGCAGCCAAUGCCCCUGCCAGCUGCACGGCCGACUCUACCCACCGGGGACAGUGGCCCGCCUGGACCGCUGCAACAACUGCACCUGCCUCUCCGGCGAGAUGGCGUGCACCUCGGAGCUCUGCCCAGUGGACUGUGGCUGGAGUCCGUGGACACCGUGGGGUCAGUGCAGCCAGAGCUGCAAUGUAGGCAUCCGACGGCGCUUCCGGGCGGCCACUGCACCCCCUGCUGCCUUUGGGGGUGCUGAAUGCCAGGGCCCCAACAUGGAGGCUGAAUUCUGCAGCCUGCGCCCGUGUCAAGGUCCUGGUGGGGAAUGGGGCCCUUGGGCUCCGUGCUCCGUGCCCUGUGGAGGUGGCUACAGGAAUCGCACCCAAGGCAGUGGCCCACACAGCCCUAUGGAGUUCUCCACCUGUGGUCUGCAGCCUUGUGCAGGACCAGCAGCCGGCGUGUGUCCCAAGGGUCAGCAGUGGCUGGAGUGUGCCCCAGGCCCUGCCUCCUGUGCAGAGCUCAGCACCCCACGAGACACCAACCAGACCUGCCAACCCGGCUGCUACUGCCCCCCAGGGAUGCUCCUGCUGAACAACAUGUGUGUGCCCACCCGGGACUGCCCCUGUGCCCACGGUGGGCGCCUACAUCCACCUGGCAGUGUUGUGCUACAACCCUGCGAAAACUGCUCCUGUGUAGCUGGGCUCAUCGCCAACUGUAGCUCCCGGCCCUGCGAGCAUGGUCAGCCCAGCUGGUCAGCCUGGACUCCAUGGAGUAUGUGCUCUGCCACCUGUGGCCCUGCCCACCGCCAUCGGCACCGCUUCUGUGCCUGGCCCCCCACCGUGGCACCGCCCAGCCUGGCUCCGCUGUCCCCACCAGCCACACUCUCGCCUCUCUGCCCAGGCCGUGAGGCUGAGGGAGAGCCGUGCCUCCUGCCCGCCUGUGACCGAGCCGGGGGCUGGGGACUGUGGGGACCCUGGUCCACCUGUAGUCGGAGCUGUGGGGGAGGCCUGCGCAGCCGCAUCCGGGCCUGUGACCAGCCUCCACCCCAGGGCCUCGGGGAUUACUGCGAGGGGCCUCAGGCCCAGGGAGAAGCCUGCCAGGCCUGGCCAUGCCCAGUGACCAACUGUACCGCCAUAGAAGGGGCAACGUACAGUGCCUGCGGCCCUCCCUGCCCACGCUCCUGUGAUGACCUCGUGCACUGUGUGUGGCGCUGCCAGCCCGGCUGCUACUGCCCACCAGGCCAGGUGCUGAGUGCUGACGGGGUAGUCUGUGUGCGUCCGGAUCACUGCAGCUGCCUGGACUUGCUGACUGGGGAGUGGCAUCGGCCGGGCACUCAGCUGCUGCGGCCUGAUGGCUGCAACCACUGCACCUGCCUGGAGGGGAAGUUGAACUGCACAGACCUGCCCUGCCCAGUGUCUGGAGCCUGGUGUGAAUGGUCGGAAUGGACAGUGUGCUCCCAGCCAUGCAGUGGCCAGAUGCGGACCCGCUCCAGAGUCUGCGCCUGCCCCACGCCUCGACAUGGGGGUGCCCCAUGCUCUGAGGAAAGUGCCCAGCAUCAGAAGGAGGCCUGUCCCAGCCCUGCCACAUGCCCAGUGGAUGCAGCCUGGAGCCCGUGGGAGCUGUGGGCUCCCUGCGAUGUGUGUCUGGGGCAGUCCCAGCGGAGCCGUACCUGCAGCCAGCCCCCCACCUCUGAUGGAGGCAGGCCCUGCAUGGGGGCCCACGUGCAGAGCCGCCCUUGUCAGGAUAAUGCCACGCAGUGCACAGACUGUGGUGCUGGCCUGGCUCUGCUCACCUGUGGCUGGCCCUGUCCCCGCUCCUGCCAGGACCUGUCCCCUGGGAGCAUGUGUCAGGCAGGCUCAACCAGCUGCCAGUCCAGCUGCGGGUGUCCCCCAGGCCAGCUGUUCCAGGACGGACUCUGUGUGCACCCAGCCCUCUGCCGCUGCCAGUACCAACCAAGAGCCAUGGGGAUCCCUGAGAACCAGAGUCGGGCGACAGGAUCUGGGCUCAGCUCCUGGGAGAGCCUGGAGCCUGGCGAGGUGCUGACAGGACCAUGUGACAACUGCACCUGUGUGGCAGGAGUUCUGCAGUGCCAGGAGAUGCCUGGCUGCCCUGGCCCAGGAAUAUGGGACACCUGGGGCCCCUGGGAGGACUGCAGUGUCUCCUGUGGGGGAGGGGAGCAGCUGCGCUCCCGGCGCUGUGCCCGGCCUCCCUGCCCAGGGAAUGCCCGGCAGAGUCGCACCUGCCACACUCAAGUGUGCAGAGGCUGCCCAGCUGGCCGCCUGUACCGCGAGUGCCAGCCUGGUGAGGGCUGCCCCUUCUCCUGUGCCCACGUCACGGGGCAGGUGGACUGCUUUUCCGAAGGCUGCGACGAGGGCUGCCACUGCCCCCAGGGAACCUUCCAGCAUCAGCUGGCCUGCUUGCAGGAGUGCCCCUGUGUGCUGACAGCUGCGUUACUGCAAGACCUGGGAGCUGCCAGCACUCAGCCUAGUGUCCACCUGGGACAGGUGGCUCAGCCCCUUCAGCCUGGGGAUGAACUGGACUCGGGCCAGACGCUUCAUUUGGGCUGCAGCAACUGCUCCUGCACACAUGGGAAGCUGGCCUGCUCUGUGGAGGACUGUCCUGCCGCCAGUGGUGGCUUUGGUCCCUGGAGCCCUUGGGGUCCGUGUUCUCGCUCCUGUGGUGGGCUGGGCACGCGAAGCCGCAGCCGCCAGUGUGUGCACCCCCUGCUGGCUGCUGUGGGCCAGGGCUGCCUAGGGCGCCACCAGGAUCUGGAGUAUUGCCUCAGCCCAGCCUGCCCUGGGGCUGAAGAAUCCACAGUGGAACCGGUGACAGGCCUUGCAGGUGGCUGGGGCCCUUGGUCUCCGUGGUCGCCAUGCUCCGGCACCUGCACAGACCCCGCUCAGCCUGCAUGGCGCAGCCGUAGCCGUCCCUGUCUGUCCAACUGCACUGUGGGGGACCCCAUGCAGGAGCGUCCCUGCAAUCUACCUUCAUGCACAGAGCUGCUGCCCCUGUGCCCCGGCCCUGGCUGUGCACCUGGAAACUGCUCCUGGACAGCCUGGGGCCCCUGGGCGCCUUGUUCGCGCAGCUGUGGGGUGGGCCAGCAGCGCCGCCUUCGGGCAUACCACCCCCCUGGGCCUGGCGGGCACUGGUGCCCCAACAUCCUUACCGCUUACCAGGAGCGCCGCUUCUGCAACCUGCGGGCAUGCCCAGUGCCUGGGGGCUGGUCGCGCUGGAGCCCAUGGUCCUGGUGCGACCGGAGCUGUGGGGGAGGCCGAUCCCUGAGGAGCCGCAGUUGCUCAAGCCCCCCACCCAAGAACGGAGGUGCCCCCUGUGCUGGGGAAAGACAUCACGUCCGGCUCUGCAACCCCAUGCCCUGUGAGGAGGGCUGCCCAGCAGGCAUGGAGAUGGUCAGCUGUGCUGACCGCUGCCCCCGUCGCUGCUCGGACCUCCAGGAAGGGGUUGUGUGCCAGGAAGGUCAGGUGUGCCAGCCAGGCUGUCGCUGCUCUGAGGGGUCCCUGGAGCAGGAUGGCAGCUGCGUGCCCAUCAGCCACUGUGAGUGCACAGAUUCCCAGGGGCACAGCUGGGCCCCCAGAAGCCAGCACCAGGAAGCCUGCAACAACUGCUCCUGCCAGGCCGGGCACCUCUCCUGCACGACACAGUCCUGCCCGCCUCCCGCCCACUGCAGCUGGAGCCACUGGUCAGCCUGGAGUCUCUGCAGCCACUCGUGCGGGCCCCAUGGGCAGCAGAGCCGCUUCCGGUCCUCCAUGUCUGGCUCCUGGGCCCCGGAGUGUCAGCAGGAGCAGGUGCAGAGCCAACCCUGUCCCCAGCCCGCGUGCCCACCCCUGUGCCUGCAUGAUACCCGCCCUCAUACCUUGGGUGACAGCUGGCUGCAGGGCAAGUGCCAGAAGUGCUCCUGCACCCCAGAGGGCAUCAUCUGCCAAGACAUGGAAGAAUGUGCAGUGUCUGGAGCCUGGACGCCAUGGACCCCCUGGUCCAACUGUCCCGUCUCCUGUGGAGGUGCAGACCAAGUCCGCAGUCGAUCUUGCACAGCCCCUACCCCCGGUCCUCACGGAGCACCCUGCAGUGGCCCUAGCACCCAGACCCAGCGCUGUGGGCAGCAGCCUUGCCAGGGGCUUCUAAAAGUCUGUUCCUGGGGCCCAUGGGGGCCCUGUUCCCAGAGCUGUGGUCCAGGCCUGGCCACCCGUUUUGGGUCGUGCCCCUGCAUGCUGGCUGAGGUGGACCCCAACUGCACAGAUACCUUCACACACCUGGACACUCAGGCCUGCUACCUGGAGCCCUGCCUGGAGGAGUGCGUGUGGAGCAGCUGGAGCAGCUGGACACGCUGCUCGUGCCAGGUGCCUAUGCAGCAGCGCUACCGACAGCAGAGCCCCACUCCUGGAGGUGCCAGGGCAGGGACCCCCUGCACUCGUCUGGAUGGCCACUUCCGGCCUUGUGUCACCAGCAACUGCUCAGAGGACAGCUGCAUACCUCCCUUUGAGUUCCAGGCCUGUGGCUCCCCAUGUGCGGGACUCUGCACCACACACCUGAGCCGUCACCUGUGCCAGGACUUGCCACCCUGCCAGCCUGGCUGCUACUGCCCUAAGGGGCUGCUGGAACAAGAUGGGGGCUGCAUCCCCCCAGAGCAGUGUAACUGCUGGCACCCCUCAGGAGGGGAAGCCGGAGUCAUCCUGGCCCCUGGGGACCACCUGCAACUGGGCUGUAAAGAGUGUGAAUGCCAGGGAGGAGAGCUACAUUGCAGCAGCCAGGGAUGUCAAGGUCUUCUGCCUCUGAGCGGCUGGUCAGAGUGGUCGCCCUGUGGGCCCUGCCUGCCCUCCAGCAGCCUGGCUGCCACUUCCAGGACUGCUCUGGAGGGGCGCUGGUCCUUGGAUGCAGCCAGUCUCUCCCCAGCCUCGGGCGGCCCCAUGUUGGCUUCAGAGCAGCAUCGCCACCGCCUCUGUCUGGAUCCCGAAACGGGGAGGCCCUGGACUGGGGACCCCGACCUCUGCACCUCACCCCUCAACCAGCACCGCCUCUGCCCUGACCCUGCAGUCUGCCAUGAUCCAUGCCAGUGGGGCCUUUGGGGGCCCUGGAGUGCUUGCCAGGUACCCUGCAGUGGGGGGUUCCGGCUGCGCUGGAGACAGGCAGGGGGCUCCCCUGCAGAAGGCUGUCGCGGGCCGUGGGCUCAGACCGAGAGCUGCAACCUGGGGUCCUGUCCAGGGGAGAGCUGUGAGGCCCACAACACUGUGCUCACCCCUCACUGUGCCAACCGAUGUCCUCGCAGCUGUGCUGACCUCUGGGACCGCGUGCAGUGUCUGCAGGGACCUUGCCUCCCAGGCUGCCGCUGUCCCCCCGGUCAGCUGGUGCAGGACGGGCACUGUGUGCCCAUCUCCUCUUGCCGCUGUGGCUUCCCCAGUGCCAAUGCCUCGAGGGAGCUGGCCCCAGCCGAGGUGGUGCAGCUGGACUGCCAAAACUGCACCUGUGUCAAUGGGUCCCUGAACUGCGCACACCAACAGUGUCCAGUGUUGGGGCCAUGGUCAGCCUGGAGCACCUGCUCAGCUCCCUGUGGUGGGGGCACAAGGAAGCGCCAUCGGAGCUGCCAGGGGCAUCCUGGAGGGACACCAUGCCAGGAGCAGGACACGGAGCAAUGGCAGGCAUGUGGUCUGCAGCCCUGUCCCGAGUGCCCCCCUGGCCGGGUGCUCAGCUCCUGUGCCACCUCGUGUCCACACCUCUGCUCCCACCUACAGCCUGGUGCUGUCUGUGUGCAGGAACCCUGCCAGCUUGGCUGUGGCUGCCCAAGUGGGCAGGUGCUGCACAAUGGCACGUGCGUGCCCCCUGCUGCCUGCCCGUGUGCCCAGCUCACUCUGCCCUGGGGACUCACCCUGACCUAUGAAGAGCAGGCCCAGGAGCUGCCCCCAGGGACUGUGCUUACCCAGAACUGCACCCGCUGUGUCUGCCAAGGCGGAGCCUUCAGCUGCUCCCCCGUCGACUGUCAGGAGUGCCCCACUGGGGAAAUGUGGCAGCAGGUGGCCACCGGGGAGCUGGGACCCUGUGAGCAGACAUGCCAGGAGACAAACGCCACAGAGACUUCUAACAACUGCAGUGCCAAGCAGGCCUCUGGCUGUGUGUGCCAACGAGGAUACUUCCGCAGCCUGGCGGGCCCCUGUGUCCCUGCAGACCACUGCGAGUGCUGGCACCAUGGGCGUCCCCACCAGCCCGGAUCCGAAUGGCAGGAGGCCUGUGCGAGCUGCCGGUGCCAAGGCGGCAAGACUGUCUGCACCCAGCACUGCCCCCACCUCACCUGUGCUCAGGGCGAGGUGGAGGCGCAGGAGCCUGGGAGCUGUUGUCCCAAGUGUCGCCUGCAGACCCUGGAGGAGAGUUCUAGGUCUUGCCGGCUCUUCACUGAGCUUCGCAACCUCAGCAAGGGCCCCUGCCAGCUCGACCAGGUAGAAGUGAGCUACUGCAGUGGGCACUGCCCAUCCAGCACCAACGUCAUGCCUGAGGAGCCCUACCUGCAAAGCCAGUGUGACUGCUGUAGCUACCGCUUGCACCCGGAGAACCCGGUGCGGAUCCUGAACCUGCGCUGUCCCGGUGGCCGCUGGGAGCCAGCGGUGCUGCCAAUCAUUCACAGCUGUCAGUGCAGCGCCUGUCAGGGAGGUGACUUCUCCAAGCACUGA
Molecule: messenger RNA, 15435 nt
Organism: Ochotona curzoniae (black-lipped pika)
Lineage: Eukaryota; Metazoa; Chordata; Mammalia; Lagomorpha; Ochotonidae
Product: SCO-spondin-like
Exons: 103
Coding region: 1-15435 (5144 amino acids)
Cellular component (GO): extracellular matrix
Molecular function (GO): protein binding
Source: RefSeq, a predicted model, not a curated record